AUGCAAAUAAUGGAUUUAACCAACUGGCCAGAAAAUAUUGACAUACGUUUUGGAGAAACUGAGGUUAAACGUUUAUGUAAACGCUUUAUGCUCAACCAGGAAAAUGCAAUAAAUGGAAUGAGGCAACUAAUUCAUGAUCCAACAGUUUUACCAAAAGAAAUUAUGCCAGAGUUUGAUAAUUUUUAUAAAACAUUUCCUGUUUCAACAGCGGAAUGUGAAAGAGGGUUCAGCUUAAUGAACAACAUAUGUACUAAACUAAGAGCAAGGCUUACCAUGAAGAAUAUUUCCAACUUAAUGUUUAUUAAUAUUAAUGGUCCUCCAUUAGAAAAAUGGGACCCCAAAGACUAUGUGAAAUCGUGGAUGGUUAGUCAUAGAUCUGCAGAAGACACUAGAACCAAAUUAUGUCGACCAGCUAUUGUUGCAAAUAGUGAAAACAAAUCAAACCUUUGGAAAAUACUUUAA
Molecule: messenger RNA, 462 nt
Organism: Macrosiphum euphorbiae (potato aphid)
Lineage: Eukaryota; Metazoa; Arthropoda; Insecta; Hemiptera; Aphididae
Source: the annotation of a GenBank genome assembly